Molecule: messenger RNA, 747 nt
Organism: Candidula unifasciata
Lineage: Eukaryota; Metazoa; Mollusca; Gastropoda; Stylommatophora; Geomitridae
Source: the annotation of a GenBank genome assembly
AUGGUGUCGAUCAAUAGUGACAACAUGCCCAUUCAUGAUGCUAAACUAUCUAUCAAUGGUGUCAAACUGUCCAUUUAUGGUGUCAAACUGUCUAUCAAUGGUGUCAAACUGUCCAUUCAUGAUGUCAAACUGCUUAUCAAUGGUGUCAAACUGUCCACUCAUGAUGUCAAACUGCCUAUCAAUGGUUUCAAACUGUCCAUUCAUGAUGUUAAACUGUCUAUCAAUGGUGUCAAACUGUCCAAUCAUGACGUCAAACUUUCUAUCAAUGGUGUCAAACUGUCCAUUCAUGGUGUCAAAUUGCCUAUCAAUGGUGUCAAACUGCCCAUUCAUGAUGUCAAACUGCCUAUCAAUGGUUUCAAACUGCCCAUUCAUGAUGUCAAACUGCCUAUCAAUGGUUUCAAACUGUCCAUUCAUGGUGUCAAACUGUCUAUCAAUGGUGUCAAACUGUCCAUUCAUGAUGUCAAACUGCUUAUCAAUGGUGUCAAACUGUCCACUCAUGAUGUCAAACUGCCUAUCAAUGGUUUCAAACUGUCCAUUCAUGAUGUUAAACUGUCUAUCAAUGGUGUCAAACUGUCCAAUCAUGACGUCAAACUUUCUAUCAAUGGUGUUAAACUGUCCAUCCAUGGUGUCAAAUUGCCUAUCAAUGGUAUCAAACGGUCCAGCCAUGGUGUCAAACUGCCUAACAUCUUCUCUUUCGUCCUCCCUUCGCCUUUUCCCCCCUCCAAAUAUACCACCGUCAUGUUAUGA